AUGUCUCGUCCGCCAUUAUUCCCCGAUCAAUCCGCAGCUGGCAUCGCCGUCGACCCACGCACCCUCGAGCGUGUCAUACCCGAGUCAAAGAGAUUAGAUGGAACUGUGCGCAAGCAGCUUAAGAUCAGGCCGGGAUUCACACCCCAGGAAGAUGUAUCUCGCUUCCGCGGAUCGCGCCAGCAGGCUAUGGAUGCCACUGCCCUUCCAAAGGGUCACAUACUCGGUUGGGUCGCGCCGUCUGCUGCUGCGCAACCUAAAGGGAAGGCCGCUACGCCACCGCCCAAUAAGAACGCGAAAAAGCGCGCCAAUGCACGAGCUAAGAAAACCGCAGAGAAGGCAGCUGUUAUCAAAGAUAACUGGGAUGAUGAUGAAGAGGGGGAGGACGAAGCGGCAGCUGAUGUGAAAGAGGCCGCUGAGGAGGGAAGCUCGAAGACCAGUAGCACGAAUGAUGCAACAACGGGAUCGCACACGACAGACAAGGCUGUGGCACCAGAUUCAAUCUCAAGUCCAUCAUCGACACCGCCAGCAGACCAGAGCGCUGUUGAGCUUUCGGGAGAACUUGAGAAACUACAAGUCAGAUGA
Suillus paluster is the source of this 582-nucleotide messenger RNA. RefSeq lists its product as uncharacterized. Gene Ontology annotation, molecular function: RNA binding. Gene Ontology annotation, biological process: exon-exon junction complex disassembly. The transcript has 2 exons. Lineage: Eukaryota; Fungi; Basidiomycota; Agaricomycetes; Boletales; Suillaceae. Gene Ontology annotation, cellular component: exon-exon junction complex; cytoplasm. Bases 1 to 582 code for a protein of 193 amino acids. The record is from RefSeq and is a predicted model, not a curated record.